CUCGCCAUGCCCGCGGGCUGAGCACGCCGCGCACGCCUCCCUUCCACGGGCCCCCACCAUGGUGCUGCCGCCCCCGGACAGGCGUCACGUGUGCCUGACCACUCUGGUGAUCAUGGGCAGCAUGGCCGUGAUGGACGCGUACCUGGUGGAGCAGAACCAGGGCCCGCGCAAGAUCGGCGUGUGCAUCAUCGUGCUGGUGGGCGACGUGUGCUUCCUGCUGGUGCUGCGCUACGUGGCCGUGUGGGUGGGCGCCGAGGUGCGCACGGCCAAGCGCGGCUACGCCAUGAUCCUCUGGUUUCUCUACAUCUUCGUGCUGGAGAUCAAGCUCUACUUCAUCUUCCAGAACUACAAGGCGAGCAGGCGCGCGGGUGGCGGCGGCGCGGCCGAGCCCGUGGCCCGCAAGGCGCUGACGCUGCUGCUGUCCGUGUGCGUGCCCGGCCUGUUCCUGCUGCUCGUGGCGCUGGACCGCAUGGAGUACGUGCGCACCUUCCGCAAGCGCGAGGACCUGCGCGGCCGCCUCUUCUGGGUGGCGCUGGACCUGCUGGACCUGCUGGACAUGCAGGCCAACUUGUGGGAGCCUCCGCGCACCGGGCUGCCGCUGUGGGCCGAGGGCCUCACGUUCUUCUACUGCUACAUGCUGCUGCUCGUGCUGCCCUGCGUGGCGCUCAGCGAGCUCAGCAUGCAGGGCGAGCACAUCGCGCCGCAGAAGAUGAUGCUUUACCCGGUGCUCAGCCUCGCCACGGUCAACGUGGUGGCCGUGCUGGCGCGCGCCGCCAACAUGGCCCUGUUCCGCGACAGCCGCGUCUCGGCCAUCUUCGUGGGCAAGAACGUGGUGGCGCUGGCCACCAAGGCCUGCACCUUCCUGGAGUACCGGCGCCAGGUGCGCGACUUCCCACCGCCGGCGCUGGCCCUGGAGCUGCAGCCGCCUGCGCCGCAGCGCAGCAACCCCGGCCCCCCACCGCCGUCUGCGCCCCUGCACGGGCCCCCUGGCCGGCCUCGCGGGCCGUCGCCCUCUCGCGGAGACGCGCUGGACACGUGACGGGAUGGGGUGGGGUGGCCUCGGCCGCUUCUUCAUCUCAGGAAUCCCUCGGGCCCAUGGACCCUGCUCGGGAGGGAAGGGAAGACAGACGGACGGAUGGACGCACGAUCGCACACACGUGGUGGGCGGAGGCCGGGCGCGGGGCACUGCUGGGUGGGGGCCUCUGUUGUUUUAAAGACUCGUGUUUACAGUUUCGUA
Molecule: messenger RNA, 1237 nt
Organism: Suncus etruscus (white-toothed pygmy shrew)
Lineage: Eukaryota; Metazoa; Chordata; Mammalia; Eulipotyphla; Soricidae
Gene: TMEM121
Product: transmembrane protein 121
Exons: 1
Coding region: 59-1039 (326 amino acids)
Source: RefSeq, a predicted model, not a curated record